AUGAAGGCUGCAAUUGUUUUCGUCCUGCUCUUUGCAACGGCCCUCUGUCGCCCGGUGAAACGAUCAUCCAGCAGCAGUUCAGAGAGCUCAGAGGAAGUGGUAAAACCAGCUCCGGUGCUUCAGAAAGCCCUAGUAGAACUCACCCAGGUUGCAUCUGUACAGAAUGUGGGUGCUGGUACAGCAUCAGACGAGAGCUCCGACGAAGAUGAAACAGAAGGAGCUGAUCCUACAUCAGACCCAACAGUGGACAGCACAUCAUCGACAGACAGUGCAGACAGUGACGAAAGCAAGGACAGCACAGGCAGCACAGACAGUGAUGACACAGAGGAGUCAGAGUCCGGAGAGGCAGACACCACCGCUGCCCCUCCCACCUCUGAGUCCACUGUUGAGCCCACCCUGGCUCCCACCGAGGCCCCCAUCUACGACGACGGACGCGGAGACAGCAUGGGCUACCCCGGUGACUACAAGAAGUCCAUCUAUGUAGACACCAACAACAUCGAGAAGGGACCCUCCCCAUACAAAUACUAUGGAAAGAUGGACGAGGGCAUGUAUGCUGGCAAGAAGGUGUCCGUCUACGACACCGGGCUCGGAAACGAGAUUGAGAAGACGCUGACCGUGUUCAAGGCCCUGCAGGUGCAUGAUUUGAUGGAAGAGGACACCAGCACCCCCGAGGUGGAGAGCCAGGGUUUGGAUGUCUCCAGCGGGACAGCCGAGGAGCCCAGCCUGCGCCAAGCGCACGUCGAUGAAGCCAGACAGGACACCGGUCCCUCUGAGAGCCCCGAGAGCCAGGGAGCUGAGAGCCUGGAGGAGGAAGAGGCAGAGAGUGCCAGCGCUAGCGCCAGUGAUGCGACAAGUGAGAGCACCAGUAGCGCUAGCAGCGACGGCACCAGCGAGAGCACCAGCGCCAGUGAUGAGACUGACAGCAGCAACAGCAGUGAGGAGGCUACAGCCACGCCCGGGGCAGCAGACAGCGACGAGAGCCAGGAGAGUGACAGCAACUCAGCUGAGGAGGCGGCCACAGAGGCUACCAUAGAUACCGACACUCCCGUUGUCAUAGUUGCCUAG
Messenger RNA from Salvelinus namaycush (lake trout), 1065 nucleotides. RefSeq names its product secreted phosphoprotein 1 (gene spp1). The transcript is spliced from 6 exons. Bases 1 to 1065 code for a protein of 354 amino acids. The record is from RefSeq and is a predicted model, not a curated record. NCBI's taxonomy places the organism in Eukaryota, Metazoa, Chordata, Actinopteri, Salmoniformes, Salmonidae. Gene Ontology annotation, biological process: cell adhesion; ossification.